Messenger RNA from Aspergillus melleus, 1161 nucleotides. RefSeq lists its product as uncharacterized. Bases 1 to 1161 code for a protein of 386 amino acids. The record is from RefSeq and is a predicted model, not a curated record. The transcript has 2 exons. NCBI's taxonomy places the organism in Eukaryota, Fungi, Ascomycota, Eurotiomycetes, Eurotiales, Aspergillaceae.
AUGGUUGACCUCGGAAUCUCGUUUGCAACCGUCAAGUCGCUCUUGAUCUUCUUUGCCCCCGUCUUGAUUCCCCGUGUCAUUAAUUACUACCGAAGCCUCCGAGUUGCGCUCGCCUCGCGCCCCCAGCCCCGGGCUCUCCCCGCCAAUGCCGGACGCGCACUGAAUAUCCUCUUCUUUUCGACCCUGUUCUGUCUGCUCCUUAGCCUCCCGUUUAACCCUCAUGCCCCCGGCGAGAGUAUCUUCGCCUUGACGCGCUCGCGCAUCAACACCUCGACCGACGUCCUUUUCAGCCGACUGGCGCGAUACCGGCCCGAUAACACGCUGACCGAUGCGGACACGCUGCUCCGGUCGAAGUUGACGUCGGUGGGGGCCCGCAAGGUGUACCUACGCUUCGGGCCCGAGACGUUGACCGGAUGUCAAUUCUGCUCGCUGGACAAUGUGAACACCUACCUACUCUACUACCUGCCGUUCAACACGCUCCUGCCGCAUCUGCUGCACAUGGUCAUCGUGGGCGUGGUAACGUCGGCUCCGUUGGCCGGCCGCGAGGCAGCCAGCUGGCGCAACAAGUUCACGGUGGCGGGACUGGCGCUGGCCGCACUCGACCUGUACGUUGUCUCUACGCGGGACCCAGUGCAGUCGGCGCCCGCCUCGGUGCGGGCGGGCAUCAAGCCGCCGUCGAGCCUGUACCAUCAGAUCACCCUCCUGCGACCGCUCGCGCUGGCUAUCUUCGACGGCAUCUGUGCGUUUCUGAUCUACGUGACGGCCACCAACCGGUUCUUCUUCGCGCCGCCGUCCCAAGCCGACCAGGUGGAUCAGCUGGUGAACAACUCGCUGUCGGCGCUGACCGGGGCCAGCGCGAAGCUACACGCCACGAGCGUGACCCGUAAUGCGGUGGUGCGGGACAAGUUGCUGAAGGAGCGGGAUGACAGCUACUGGCGCACGGUGGUCGAGACGCAGGCGGACCAGGGCCGCAUCGGCAACGGGGACCCGAGCGUGGACGCCACGAGUAUCUGGGAGGAAGAGGAGGCGGUUCGAGCCAUGUCGCAGGCGAUGGGCGGACAAGGAGGUGUCGAUAUGGCCAAGCUGGGGGUCAAUGCGGCGGAGUAUGUCAACGGGGUGACGGCGGGGUUGGAUAGCGAAGGGGAGGUGCGCGGUACAUAA